CUACUAUAUCGAAUAUUCAUCCACUAAAUUAACCAUAUUGCCAAUCAUCAUGGACCGAGUGCAGGCGUUCGGAAAGAACCUCAGGUAAUACACCCCUCUUCCCCGGAUCCAAUGCAUUGCUUGUUUUUGUGGAGCUGUCAUGUCGCAUUAGACCACUGUGGUCAUUCAAGGAAACCCUACCUGCUGACAUGAUCUGUUCUUGCUUUUUAUUGCGGCUAGUGCGAACUUCACGCCCUUUGCUGCGCGCACGCAGCAGAUGCUCAAGGAGCAAUUUGGCCAGGUUGAGGACAAGACCCAGCUCCCCGACGAGUACAUCGAGCUCGAGAAGCGUAUUGAUGCGCUGAAGCUGGUUCAUCAGAAGCUUCUGCAAGUAACCUCCCAGUACUCCAAUGAAGCUUAUGACUAUCCGCCCAACAUCCGCGAGUCCUUCAACGACCUUGGUCGUACCAUCCAAGAAAAGGUCCAACUCCUUUCCCAAGCCGCCUCCCCCGCGGAGGCCCAAGCUGCUCUGACUGCCCCGCCAGCCGCAAAGCCCCAGCCCAAGACCUUCAACCACGCCAUUGCCCGUGCCUCCCUGUCCGGAUCGCAGACCCUAGCCCAGAGUGCUAACGGCGAGGACUCCUUGGGAGGUGCCUUGGAGAAGUAUGCCCUCGCUUCGGAGAAGGUGGGCGAGGCCCGUCUGGCACAGGACGCCCAGAUCCAGUCGCGGUUCCUGGCUGGAUGGAAUACGACACUUAACACGAACUUGAUGUUUGCUGCUAAGGCGCGCAGGAAUGUGGAGAAUGCUCGUCUUAUGUUGGACUCGGUGAAGGCUAACAAGAAGGCUGCUGCCCGGGGUGACCUUGAUAACUUGAGCGAGGAGGCCCGUGCUGAGAUUGAGCAGGCGGAGGAUGAGUUUGUCGGACAGACUGAGGAGGCUGUGAGCGUCAUGAAGAAUGUCCUCGAUACCCCUGAGCCCUUGAGAAACCUAGCAGACUUGAUUGCCGCACAACUCGAAUUCCACAAGCGGUCGUACGAGAUUCUUAGCGAAUUGGCUCCUGUCGUCGACGGUCUACAGGUUGAGCAAGAGGCUAACUAUCGUAAGAGCCGUGAGGGAGCGUAAAUGAUAUCAUGAUUUUCUAUCUUGUCGUGGUCUUUGUUUGUUCUCGAUGUCCCAGUUUGUGUUUCUUAACUACCCCAUCACUGUACUGCUUUUUGUGCUCGGGAUGAGCUUUCCAUAUACUUUUAUGUCUGGGUUU
Molecule: messenger RNA, 1238 nt
Organism: Aspergillus ruber CBS 135680
Lineage: Eukaryota; Fungi; Ascomycota; Eurotiomycetes; Eurotiales; Aspergillaceae
Product: BAR domain-containing protein
Exons: 4
Coding region: 257-1102 (281 amino acids)
Source: RefSeq, a predicted model, not a curated record